ACUCGAAACGCAUCGGGCCGCCGUCGUCGCAGCUCGUCACGUGUGUUCGGCCGUGUGCUCGUAAGUGUGUGCUUGCAGACGUGCGUGCGAGUGGCCGAGAGUGCAAAAGCCAGUGCAAAAGCUCAUCGUCACGUGGGCGAACCCAUUUGAAUACGAGAGAUCGUCGCCGUGCGAGCGAGAUCCGUCUCGCGCUGCUCUUCUCCCUGUGUGCUUAAUGCCGCGAGUGCACGAUAUCGUCGUAGCGUCGACUCGUUGAAUGAGGAUCAGAAGAGGAAGACCAAGAUCCGAGGAGGAAGCGAUAAUAAGGCCGAUGGCCACUGCUUCGGAUAAUCCGCCAGCGCCAAUGAUACAGUCUGCUCGAAGGUGACGGCGAAGAAGCCUCCGAUAAAAAAUUAAUAUAGGCGACAAUGGCUUCAAGAGUCCCAAGCGUUCAUCAGCGAAAGCUCGGACCGGCACCUAUUGCCUCUUUCGAGGAUCUGUCCGAUGAAGUCGAAAACGGUGCCGCUAGUGGUGGCGAAUCGUCAUCGGUAGGUGGAAGGAUGCCUGGCAUAGUCGAGCACCAGCAGCAUCCACCGCCGCUGGCUGUCGCCCAUCACAUGCUCAAGACGCCGGCCACGCCGAGGAUCGACAUCAGUCGGGCGAGCAGCUCAUCCGUGCAAGAGGAGGAAAGCGGCUCGAGGGAGUCGACGCCCGAGAAAGAACUGCUCGCUGGUGCCGCGCCGCCGGAGGGCUGCCAGCUGCAGCUCGGCUACAAGGAGGACUGCACCGAUCUGCGCUCGUCGACCGAGGAGCUGGAGCUGCGCGACCCGGUGCACGAGCAGGACCUGCGCCGCGAGAUGAAGAGGUCGCGCCGGAGGCACAGGCACGAGCUGCACGACGGCACCCAGUCCGAGCACGGGGUCAGCAUCAAGAUACAGCAGAGCGAGAGGGAGCGCAAGGACAGCAACUGCAGCGAGAUCAUCCUGCUGAACAUCAGCGGCCGGACCUCGAGGUUGUCCUCGGUUGGUAGUCAGGGUUCCGCCGUCUCGGACAGGAACCUCUCGGUUUCGGCUGCCUCGUCUAGAUCGCCGAGUCCGCACAAAUGUCUGCUGGAGACGUCGUUCUGCGGGAGCGCCUCGACCCUCGACAACGCCAUGAUCGAGCCGGUGAAACCCGACACGGACGACAUCGCCAAGAUCCUGCUGCUGCGAGAGGCCGACUCGACCCGGGCUCUCAUACCCGAGAACGUGCGUUUGCCCAUUGUCGCGGGCAACAUCAAGCCCGACCCUCUGGACGCUCCCAGGAGGCGUCAGGGUCGCGAGGAGAGGAAAGAGAUAUUCAGACGCGAGGUCGAGAUCACCAAGAAGGUCCUGAAACGCGUCAAUAUCGACGUACCGAUAAUCAAGCUGCCCAAAGAGGCGGAAAACGGCGCCGCGGAGGCGACGGAAACGAGCUUGGUGACGCAGAAGCCACCGGCACCGGCGACUCUCAAUCUUCACGAGCGUCGCAAGCGCAGCCCCAGCACGGCCUCGACCUCGUCGCGCAACCAGGAGACGCCCAAGCUGCAGAGACACGAGAAGAUACGCGAGCUCGAGGGCUCGAGAACGCCCAGUCCGUCCUCCGUCUCGAGGAAGAGUAGCUUUACCUCGCUCUUCAAGGGACGAACGGAGGGAAACGCAAGCGUUCAGGAUUCACCAACGCCAGGUAGUUCGAGGCGUCCUAGUUUAGUAAUGCGCCUCAAAGACACGGCUGAAAAUUUGCGCAGCCGAAGCAAAAGUCGCGAACGACGUCCAAGCUCCGGAUGCGGCGAUCGUUCACCCAGUGCCAAGAGAUCAGAGUCCCGGGGUCGCUUGGGAAGCGGUGUCUUCUCCUCGACCCUCAGUCUAUUCAAAAAGAGGGAGAGAAAGAAGAGUGACGGAGGCACAAGGACACCCGAUCAUUUAAAUGGUAGCAAUGGCCAUUUGGAUAGUUUAGAGUAUCAGUUCCGAACGCCAAGUCGAACUAGUCAAAACAAAGAAGACGUCAUUUUCAUAAGUUUAUACGGAGAGAACGAUGAAUUCAGGUACAAAGACGAGUACCCACUGCCAGCCGAGGACGAAACGAUCAAACCACUUGAGCCCGAAAGCCCAUCGAAAAUCUUCCAAGAUGAAAACGACGAUAUUUCGAGUCCUCACCAGGCUACCUGUAAUAUUGUUUGUACCGAUGUAACAAUUGAACACCAUAGAAAAUCAAGACUAAGUAGGGACAGUAUAAGAAUGUCCACAUCGUCGGGAGAUGAGGUCAAAACGCUCGACGGUCAUGCUCGAAGUUCAUUAAUUUCCAAGAGCGAUUCCAGAGAUUCCAAAAUAUUGACUGAAGGAAAAAAAGAAUUUGCAAACAAUUUUAGUCGCGAGGGAACUCCACCGACAGAAGAACACAAGGAAGAUACCAAAAGUCAACGUAUGUCAACGAGUUCAUCGAAAGAGUCGAUGAGUAAACGAUCCGAAGCAUCGAAACCAAGAAGAAAGUCUCGAAGUAGCUCGAUAACGAAGCCAACGUCGGAGCCUCCACCGCCACCCAGUAAAGUUGUCGAGAUCAACGGCAAAGCGCCAAAAGUUCAAUCGCCACCGAGGCAAGUCGAUGAGAAGCCCAAGCAAGAAGAAUUGAUCUUACCGGCCGAGUCAUUGAAGAAAACGCCGAGCGCUGCGUCUGAUUUGGACAAGAACAGCUCGGGUUCGGAGCGAGACGCCGAAAUCGAGUUCGUGAAAAACAAAGGAAAGGGCGAGCGGAAAAAAGAGGUGGCCGACGAGCUGCCCGACGAACAAAAGGGCCUUUGUUACGAGGAGAGUUUCGAGGAAGAUUUGCCGUACGUGCCAACGACUCUGCCGCUGGAAAAAAGCGCAGCCGUGCCUAUACUGUCCGUCAAGCAGAGACUUCAAGAAGUUAAAAAAACUACGCCGAUCGAACGACCUCGAUCCACGACUCCGAUAAAUCCAACGCUUCUCGACGAGUACGUCCAGCACACCCAGCAAGCGAACGAGCACCAGCAGCGAGGCGACAAGAUGCGCAUAUCCCUGCCGCGGGAGGACAGCUUUCGACUGAAAUCGCCUCACCGAUCGUCCUUGACGGGCCACAACAGUUUCACGGAGUUCGCUGAGCGAGUCUCGGCCGGUACUCGCCAGCCCGGCUUCACCAAAUCACCGAGUCCUCCCCCGUUGCCGCCGAGAGCGCCCACGACGAGACUGACGACGACGACUGUUCUUCCGAGCACGAACGUUGCCAGACAACAGAACUGGAUCAAUUUCGAGGAAAUACCGGAGAAGAGAAAAGCCCCCAAGAGGAUACAGACCAUACCGAGGCUGGACGACGACAGAUACGCGACUGGUCACGGAAGCAUGGGUCAGUACAGCUACGUGCAGCCGGAGGAAUGCCGCUGCGAGUGUCACGAAGAGUCGCGUCGGGCCAACUCGUUGCAGCGAGACGGAGCUCGGCAUCAUCAUUCGUCGGGCUCUUCGUCUUCGAUGGUUUGCGGCAACGGCCGAUCGCGCAACAGUAACGCCUGCAACGGAGAAAAUUGCCAGCAACAGACUGCCAAUCCUUCCGCGGUGCAAACGGCCGAGCGAAGCAAUGUCAUAAGGAGAUCCACAUCUUCUUCUAUGACGACAGCUCGCACGACGGGAGCCCGAGUAUCGAAUACCCGCCAGGGGGAUAUCCGAGGCAGCACCACCACAGGGGUUCAAAACCUUUCGAAAUGGACCUCGACGUAAGCUCCAAUCGGUCUAGUAUCAUAUCUCAGGACGAAACAGAAGACUAAUAAAGAGUGUAAUGUGUACAAAAGUUGUAAUUGGUAAACUCUUUUUUUUGGUUGGUAGCAUAAUUACAAAUUUCGAUAAAAAUGUUAGACCAAAACAAAAAAAGUUUGUAUUCAAAAUUUAUCGUUACGAUACUUGGUUGAUUAAUUGUUGAAAACAAAAUUUUUUCCCACUCUAACCUAAAAUACGCAACUUUGCCGCUAAUUUUAGGCUCU
Messenger RNA from Trichogramma pretiosum, 3985 nucleotides. Its product is annotated as serine/arginine repetitive matrix protein 1. Lineage: Eukaryota; Metazoa; Arthropoda; Insecta; Hymenoptera; Trichogrammatidae. Bases 408 to 3725 code for a protein of 1105 amino acids. The record is from RefSeq and is a predicted model, not a curated record. The transcript has 13 exons.